AUCAGCUGUGUCCAAUCACAGCUGAUCACAUCGGUCACGCUGACAGCUCGAGAGAGUGCCUUGAUGAUCAGUGUGGCCCCAGAAGUGCCACCUGUCAGUGUCCAUCAGUGCCAUGUACCAGUGCCCAUCAGUGCCACAUCAAUGCCACAUAUCAGUGCCCAUCUGAGCUGCCUUUCAAUGUCAUCCAUCAGUGCCAGUCAGUGCAACCUACCAGUGCCUCCUCAUCAGUGCCCAUCAGUGCCACCUAUCAGUGUCUAUCGCUGCAGCCUUAUU
Staurois parvus is the source of this 273-nucleotide messenger RNA. Lineage: Eukaryota; Metazoa; Chordata; Amphibia; Anura; Ranidae. The record is from the annotation of a GenBank genome assembly.